UUUUUUUUUUUUGAGAUUUGGGUUUUUUAACUUUGAGUUUUUUGGUGUUUAAAAGUUGCAUGCACUGAGAAAUUUUGAUAUUGGUUGGUUCAAUAGAAAAUGGAGUCUAAAAAUUCUAGCCAUGAUCUAUUUUUUUUCCAGCAUUUUAAAAAAACUAUGAUUUUUUUAUAUAUUUUUUGGUUUUUUUUGUCUUUAUUUGCUUGGAUUUUAUUUUAUCAAUUAUUUAAUUUUGUUCUGGAGGUGAGAUUUAUUCUUGUAAUAAUUCAUUUGUUCUUCAAAUAUUAUUAUCAUGGUUGAAUAUUUCCUUUAGGAAUGUUGUUUAUAAUCUUAAUUUCUUAUGAUUAGAUGUUGUUCUAAUCACUUAGAAGUUUGAACCAUCGUAAAAUUCAUCCAUGGCAGCCCUUGUUUUUAUUAAGUUAUUCGAGGAAAAUACGCGGUAUUCAGUUCUAAUUGUUGCAUGUUGUAAAUUGGAAAUGCCAUCAGAUCAUGAACCUUAGAUUGUUUGUUGUAUUGAUAGGUGAUUGUAUCAAUGAAUGGCAUCGUGUUCUAGGUUUCAAGGUUAAUCCGGAUAAAGGGUGUUUAUGUGAACGUCUGAAAUUUACGCUAAUACGUUCGGUUGAUGGAUUAGAGAUAUUUCGGAUACUUCACUAAUCCGACAACCGAUCCAUGAAUUUUUUCAUUUGGUUCACUGGAAGAUGAGACCAAUGCAUGAGGUUUCUUGGUAAUGCAGAAGUUAUCUAAUGGGGAAGAUUGUGUAUAAGAUCGUGUAUUGGUUGGAAGUUUAGUCGUAUUAUUUUCUGUAUGUUAGAUUGCAGGGAGCUAUAAUAAUGAUACGAAAGAAACUAAGAAUGAAGAUAUCGAUCUUUCUUUCUUUUUAAUAUUCGAGAUUGAAGGACAGCCGGAUCCAAGAGGCUUGGACUAUCGAUGCUUGUGCUUAAAAUGCUACGUGUUUCCAUUGGUUAUUUCUCUCGAACGUGAGAGAUCAGUUCGAGAGAAAGAUAAAGUGCAGCCUUCUAGAGUUAUUCGUGCUAUGACCAGUCUAUUCGUUUUGAAUUGUUGCAUGUUACCUUAGAUUGUUUUUGUAUUGAUAGGUGAUUGUAUCAAUGAAUGACAUCGUCUUUGAAUCAUGUUUUAGGUUUCGAGCGUAGUCCAGAUUAAGGGUUUUAUGCAAAAGUCUGAAAAUUUACACAUUUUCUGGAAUCCAGGACGAGAACUGCAAGAGUUCUUUAAUGGGGAAGAUGCUAGCUAACUGCGAUUUUGUGAAAGGUGAAGAGCAGACCGAAGAGAAUAAAGUUUCUUUAGACGUGAAUAAGAAACGAACCGUAAAGACACCGGCUCAGGUUAUGGCUCUGGAGAAAUUCUACAAAGAGCUUCGGUUUCCUUCUGAUGAAAUGAAAGCACAAAUCGCACUUCAAGUAGGGUUGACUGAAAAGCAAAUAUCUAGUUGGUUUUGUCACAGAAGGUUAAAAGACAAAAAGAGAGAUGAAUAUGUUAACGGGCGAUUGGAUCAUUCUAGUGGCAUUAUUCAGGAUCGUGGUAGUGGACUCCGGCAAGAUUCUUCUGGUAGUAUCAAGGAACGGGAUUAUAGGAAUAUUGAUCCGAGGGAGGUUGAAAGUGGAUUGAUUUCUAGCCAAGAGUUUCUAGCUACUGAUCACGUAUAUGACCGUAGGAAUCAUCAAAAUCCAUACGAUGCUUGUAUGGAAGAUACAUCUUCUGAAAGUAGUUCGUCUUUACAAGAUAUGCAUUUUUCCGAAAAUCGGGGUCCUUAUGACACUAAACUUGGACAAAACGGAACCAUUACACAGAUAAACCCAAGGACGACUAAAAACACGGUUUAUAAGCCAUCAGGAUAUUUGAAGGUUAAGGGUGAGAGUGAAAAUCCUGCUAUUCUUGCUGUUAAGAGGCAGCUCGGGAGGUAUUAUAUAGAAGAUGGUCCGUUACUUGCUACUGAUUUCGAUUUACUUCCUAAUGGUGCAUUUGAAUUCCCGAGUAGCAAGGCGGUCAGUGAGCCAGUAGAUGUUGGAGAUCAUCCCCAACAGCCCCGUUCUCCUCGUAUCUCUGGAGCUAUGAAGCAGCCAAAUCUUAACGUUGUAAAUGAAGUAAAUAAUUCAAAGACAAGUUCUCAGGAUCCUUAUAUGGAGAAUGCAACCUUCAAAACCAUGUACGGGCUCGAAAGACGGAACAAGAAAUCUCGUCAUCAAUUAUACAAGUCCCAUUUUAACUCAUUCCGGGGCCAGAACUCUUCAUCGAAUAUCCACAGAAGUUCGGCCGAAAAUGCCGGUACCAUCGAUUGCAAACGAAGUAAGGCGAGCUCUAAGCUUGCUGUUGAAAGGAUGAGACCGGAUUCUUUCACUAACCAUCCUGGCCCCAAUGUUGGGAAACUCGAUAAUGAACAAGAAAAGACUUGUUUGCAUGACAACGAUAAUCGUACGUAUAAGGCCCCGAAGAACAAAAUCCCAUCUAAAACUUCAAAUUCUAAACGUGGAUGCAUUGAGUCCCCGGGUGCAAGGAUGGCAAAGGUGGAGAAGCUUGGUGGACAACGGAAGCCGAAAAAGGAGUAUCCUGUAGGAGUAAAAACCGAUCCAACAAACGAAUCGAGAGUAAGGUUGCCAAGCAAGUCAAUGUCGAUUUCCCGCGACCGAGAUCCCCUCCGUCAAUGAAUCCCACUAAAAGCUAUAGAGCUUCCAUGGAUGUACCAUCAAGCUUCAGUGAAGAUGAAGUCGCAGACACUAGUUCAUCCUCGGGUUGACACGACGUGUAUGGCCGACUGGUUCGUAGAGAAAAGGGUAGGGAUUAUAUCGAUCCCUCGGAGGCCUGUAAAAAUUGCCAUACGGAGUUUUUGUACAUUAGGCUGAGAGAGCAAUUUUGUUGGUUGUAUUUUGUCCUUGAAAUAUUUGCUCAGCUGUUAAUAUAUGUACAAAUCCCCAUCUUCACAUUGCAAGAUAUGAGGUUUUUAAUAUUUUCAAUUUAUUUUAUUUUUUUUAA
Molecule: messenger RNA, 2985 nt
Organism: Gossypium raimondii (Peruvian cotton)
Lineage: Eukaryota; Viridiplantae; Streptophyta; Magnoliopsida; Malvales; Malvaceae
Product: homeobox-DDT domain protein RLT3
Exons: 8
Coding region: 1230-2660 (476 amino acids)
Biological process (GO): regulation of DNA-templated transcription
Molecular function (GO): DNA-binding transcription factor activity, RNA polymerase II-specific; DNA binding
Source: RefSeq, a predicted model, not a curated record